UGUCGGAUUUGAUUGACGUUUGACGACGUUUAUAAAAAUAGUUUUUAAUUUUGUGAUAUUGUUAACGAAAAGUAGCAACAAUAGUCGUUUCUCUUGAAAUUAAUAAAUAUUAAUGACCUUCUUACAAAAGUUUUUCAACAUAAUGUCCAAGACUUUAAUUUUACAUUAAUGAGUGACACUAGUAGUGAUUCAGAGGCGUCAGCAACCGAGCAUACAGCACUCAUGGAUGGCCACAUAGCUGAAGCCCGUCCUGACAAGGAGAUAGCUGAACGCAUUGCAAGGAAAAGAAAAACCAAGUCUGAUAGCCAGCGAAACUAUGGUAGUGUGGAGCCAAGAGAAGGGGGUGGGUCAGGUGAUCAUAGGAAUCCAGGGCCAAGUAACAACAACCCGGGAGUGCAGGCAGAGUCACAAGUUGAGGAGCUGGAGCUGAAGUAUGGGGCACGGCAUGUUAUCAAGCUGUUUGUGCCUGUGACUCUCUGUAUGCUGGUAGUAGUCGCAACUAUAUCCUCAAUCAACUUCUAUUCUGUCAAAGAUGUUUACUUGGCUUAUACACCAUUUCACGAAGAGAGUCCAUAUGCAGUGACAAAAGUAUGGAAUGCAUUAGCAAACUCAAUGAUAUUGCUCAGUGUGAUAGCGCUUAUGACUGUCUUGCUCAUUGUUUUAUAUAAGAAGAGAUGUUACAAGAUCAUACAUGGGUGGCUCAUCCUGUCCUCUCUUAUGUUGCUGUUUUUAUUCUCAUAUUUGUACAUGGAGGAAGCAUUGCGAGCUUAUAACAUACCAAUGGAUUUCAUAACUUUAGCUUUUGUUAUGUGGAAUUUUGGUGUGAUGGGUAUGAUAGUCAUACACUGGAAGGGUCCUUUGAGACUUCAACAAGCUUAUCUCAUAUUUAUAGCAGCUUUGAUGGCUCUUGUAUUUAUUAAAUACUUACCAGAAUGGACAACAUGGGCUGUCCUAGCUGUUAUUUCUAUUUGGGAUUUAGUAGCCGUAUUAACUCCAAAAGGACCAUUAAGGAUAUUAGUUGAGACUGCUCAAGAAAGAAAUGAACCAAUAUUUCCAGCACUUAUUUAUUCAUCUACUGUGAUGUACUGCUUAGCAGCGCCAGUGGGUUCGGGUGGAGCCUCGGGGGGCGCCACCAGCGAGCCAGGUGAGCAGCGCGAGCUGCGCCCCCUGCACCCGCACGGAUCGAGGAUACGAAGCGGGGGAGGGGGCGGGGGCUCGAGCAGGCCGGGGGGACUGUGCCUAACAUUACUACUGCUGGCUAUAUUCAAGAAAGCUCUGCCGGCUUUGCCUAUAUCUAUAACAUUCGGACUGAUAUUCUACUUCGCGACUCGCGGCGUCGUCAAGCCGUUCGCGAACGCGCUCGCCGCCGAACAAGUCUUCAUUUAGCUACCGCCCACACAUCUUAGGUAAUUCAAACGAAUUAAUCAAAAGUAGCAUUUAUUGAUAAAACUUUGAUAUAAAAAAACAGAACUGACAACCAAUUUCACUUACAGUUAUUGUAUAUCUUACCUACACGCAAUUUAUUGGCCUAAGAAUAUGUUUAGUGUAGAAUUAGUAUGAGAUAUGUACGCUAAAAGACCGUUUAAGUGACAAAAAAAAUGAAUUUGAGUGCGACUUUAACUUUUUUUUCAUAUCAUAAGGUGUGAAACAAGGAACUCAUAGUGAAACAGCCACUGUCCAUAGACAACCGCAAAUGUAGAUGCAUAGUCUACCUUAAACAAAGAGGUGGACACAUAGAAAUAGAUUAUUCCCCUUUUUAGGCGUUUGUUUUAAUCCGGCCCAUUCAUGCAACCAUUGUUGUUGCUGU
Messenger RNA from Papilio xuthus (Asian swallowtail), 1807 nucleotides. RefSeq names its product presenilin (gene Psn). Lineage: Eukaryota; Metazoa; Arthropoda; Insecta; Lepidoptera; Papilionidae. The record is from RefSeq and is a predicted model, not a curated record. Gene Ontology annotation, biological process: Notch signaling pathway; calcium ion homeostasis; protein processing. The coding region runs from base 169 to 1386 and encodes 405 amino acids. Gene Ontology annotation, molecular function: aspartic endopeptidase activity, intramembrane cleaving. Gene Ontology annotation, cellular component: gamma-secretase complex; membrane. The transcript is spliced from 8 exons.